CUGGGGCACUUCCUCCUUCUUGGCAGGGCUAGGCAGGGAGGAGGGCACUGGAGCUGGUGAGGAAGGCUAAGCACCGCCCCAAGGGAGCCCGGUAAAGGCUAGAGAGUGGCUAGUCUUCUACGAGACUCACUGUGGCUCCAGGUACUCAGACUGGGGGGGCAAAGGGAGGAGGAAGGGAAGAAACAGACAGACCGACCAGAGCAGAGAGAGAAAGGGAGACAGAGACACAGGGGAAAGGAGGGAAGGAGAUCGAAGGAGAAAGGGAGAUAGAGGGAGAAAAGGAGGGAGGGACAGAAACAGAGACUGACUGACCCAGGGACAGAAAGACUUGAAAGGUGUGUGGGGUGGGAGGCACUGAGAGACAGAAGGUGGGAAGGGGGUGAGGAGGGAAAGAGAGACCGGAUCUGGGGCCCAUGGGAAAGAAGAGGAUGGGGAGGGGCAGAGAGAGAGGAGCAAGAGAGACCCCCCCUGAAGACUGGCAGGUAAGGUUUUGGGGCCUGCGGGGUGGGCCCAGAGGUGACUGGCCAGGGCCUUCCUUCCUCACUGAGCCAGCCCUUGGCUGAAGCCAGGGACUGUGGUUUCACUUUCUGUUUGGGAUCCUGACUGAUACAUGAGCUGCAGUGUGUGUGUGUGUGGGAGGGGGGGGGUUGGGAGAGGGGGCAGGAAGGCAGUUUGGUCCCCGCUGCUACCUGGAUGGCUGUGUGACCUGGGGCAAAUCCCUUCCCCUCUCUGGACUGCCUUGGUUUCCUCCUUUGAAGAGAUAUUCUUGUCUAGAGCCCUAAUACUUCCACACAGUCUGUGCUUUGUGGUGAGAUAGCCCUGACCACAUGCCGCAUGUGAAGCGUGUGCCCACAACACACAGAUAACACAGGUGCCCUCCCGAGGCAGCUCGCCAACCUCUCUUCCUCUCAAGAACACCAUCAUGCCCCCUGAGCUUUCUCUGCUCCAGGCUGGACUCCAGGCCUUUCCUUGUCAGGCUUGGCCUCCUCUGGACUCUGCACCUUAUCAAUGACCGUCUUAAACUGUCAUGCCCAGAACUCAGAUGAGCAAGGUCUGACCAGGGCAGAGGACAGAAGAGAGAACACCAAGGCUGGGUGGGACCUGACUCACCCAAGAGCCGUCCAAGCCUUAUGGUGCUGGUGCUGCCCCUCCCUGGGGGGGACCUUGGGCUAAGCCUCUCCUCUCUGGGCCUCUUCAGUCACACUGACUUCUCAUCUCCUUGUCAUGGCUAACCUGGAGCAACAGUUUGAACCUGGAAUAACACCUGUGACCAAGCCAGAGCUCCCUUGCUUCUCCCCUUCGUCCCAGACCACAUUCUGAACAAUGGCUUUGGAUGCCAGGAGGGGGUCUCGGCGAGUACCCUUUGGCGAAUGGCUUCUGGGGGAAGUCAGCAGUGGCCGCUAUCAGGGGCUGGGCUGGCUGGAUGCCAGUCACACCUGUUUCCGGGUACCCUGGAAACACCUGUCCCGGAAGGACAUCAGUGAGGACGACUCAAGCAUCUUCAAGGCCUGGGCCAUUGCACGAGGUCGGUGGUGUCCUGACCCUGAUGGCAGUAACCCCCAGCCCCCGGAGGCCUCAGAGCGAAGCCACUGGAAGACCAACUUCCGAUGUGCCUUGAAGAGCACCCAACUGUUCACAUUGGUAGAGGACAGGUCCUGGGAUGAGCACGACCCCCACAAGGUGUUCACGCUCAGCCAGCCCCGGCCCAGGGCAGUGGCAGAAGUCGACAGGGGCACUGGGGAGGAGCAACCGACAGGCAUCGGUCACUUCGGAGCCCUGCACGAUGCAACAAUGACACAGGUGCAGGCAGGGUUCCAGGUCCUCUCUCUGGAUGGACAGGCUGCUGACGUCCCCAGUGCUGACCUCCUCCAGCUGGCCCUGGAGCAGAGUGAGCUGGCCGGCCUGGCAGAGGCCUCUGAGUAUUUCCAGGACUUUGACCAGGAGGAGUUCUGGAGAAAGCCCGAGGGCCUGUACUCCCAGUGGACAGAGCCCAUCCCCAGGGAACCCUGGGAGGCCCAACCAGGGCCGCUGCCAGCUCUCAGAGCCCCAAGAGACCUGGGCCAGCAGUCCUGCCUCCCAGGGGAAGAGCCUGCUCCCUGUGUCAGUGAGGCCGGAGCCUCCUGUGCUGCCCCCCCGCUGCCCCCGAGCAGCUCCCUCCCUACUGGCUUGGACGUGACAAUCCUCUACAAGGGGCGGGUAGUGAGGCAGGUGGCUGUGGCCCAGACCUGCUGCCUCCUCACGGCCAACAGCCCUGGCUCAGCGUUGGGGGAGUCCCAGGACCCCCCGCUCGUGGUCUUCCCCAGCCCGGCAGCCCUGAAGCUGGCGGACCAGAAGCAAGUGCACUACACUGAACAGCUGAUGCAGCAUAUGGGGCCCGGGCUGCAGCUGCAGCUUUGGGAGCAGAACCUUUGGGCCAAGAGAAUGGGGAAAUGCAAAGUGUACUGGGAGCUGAGCAGUGUCCUGGGGGCCUCCUCGGCUCCGGCCCAACCCCGCCUGCUCCCCCGGAACGAGCCCACGCCCAUCUUUGACUUCUCUGUCUUCCGCCAGGAGCUGGCCGAGUACAGGGAUCAGAGGAGACGCACCUCUCCCGACUAUACCAUCUACCUGGGCUUUGGACAGACUCUUUCCAGGAGGCCCAUGGAGAGGAACCUCAUCCUGGUGAAGGUAGUACCCAGGAUCUGCCAGCUCUGCCAUGAGGCUGUCCAACGGCAGGAGGGUAUCUCCUCCCUGGACAGUGGUGGCCUCAGCCUGCAGGUCUCCAACAGCCUCAGCCUCUAUGAAGUCUUGGAAAACUUCCUCAUGGAGACAGAAUACCCGGCCUAGAUUUGUGAACAAUCUAUCCAGGGCCUGACUGGUCUCUCGAAUGGGUCAGUCCUUGGCACUGCUCUCUCCUGUUCAAGCACACAGCUGGCUGCCUCACUUCUUAGCAAAAAGCCAGUGGCGGCUUCCUAUCUCUUGUGGCAAAAUAAAAAACCUGCUUCGGUUUUGCCUUUUGACUUCUCCAAUUGUGAUGUGUCCCCCCAUCUCCUGUCUGUCUCCUCUGCUCCGUGCAGCCAGUGCUCUGGCCAGCUCUGAG
Messenger RNA from Dromiciops gliroides (monito del monte), 3076 nucleotides. It is a transcript of the gene IRF7, whose product is annotated as interferon regulatory factor 7. NCBI's taxonomy places the organism in Eukaryota, Metazoa, Chordata, Mammalia, Microbiotheria, Microbiotheriidae. The transcript is spliced from 11 exons. The record is from RefSeq and is a predicted model, not a curated record. Gene Ontology annotation, cellular component: nucleus. Gene Ontology annotation, molecular function: RNA polymerase II cis-regulatory region sequence-specific DNA binding; DNA-binding transcription factor activity, RNA polymerase II-specific; protein binding. The coding region runs from base 1324 to 2823 and encodes 499 amino acids. Gene Ontology annotation, biological process: regulation of transcription by RNA polymerase II; immune system process.